AAUGCCUAUAGGUUUCUGUGUGCAAUACCGAUGAACCGUAAUAAGCAAGCGUAUCAUAAUGGCUUGCCGAAGUUGCUGCUGCUGCAGUUUUGGUCCAUUAAACGAGGAUAAUGCAAGAUUCUUUCUGCUGGCACUAUUGAUCAUCCUCUACCUCCUCUGUGGUGCCGCUGUCUUUUCAGCUCUGGAGCAGCCGAAAGAAAAGCAGGCAAAAGAGAAGUGGGCGCAGAAGUUUGACAAUUUCACGCAGAAGCACAAUCUUAGUAAGGCUGAGCUGGUGAACUUUCUGAGGGAUUAUGAAGAAGCCAACGUUGCUGGGAUCCGUGUUGAUCACAUUCGACCACGCUGGGAUUUUACUGGAGCUUUUUAUUUUGCGGGGACGGUGGUUUCAACUAUAGGAUUUGGAAUGACCACGCCUGCAACAAUUGGAGGGAAGAUCUUCCUGAUAUUUUAUGGCCUUAUCGGAUGUGCAGCUACCAUUCUGUUCUUUAACCUGUUCCUAGAACGCCUGAUCACGGUCUUGGCGUACAUCCUCAAGGCAUGCUACGAGAGGCAGCGGCGGUGGAAAGGGGGAAUGCCCCAGGACAACAGAAGGAACUCAGAAGGAGGGGACAGCCUUGCUGGCUGGAAGCCCUCUGUUUAUUACGUCAUGCUCAUCCUGUGUGUGGCAGCCGUUAUCAUCUCCUGUUGUGCCUCUGCCAUGUACACGGACAUUGAGGGCUGGACUUACUUUGACUCGCUUUAUUUCUGCUUCGUGGCGUUUAGCACCAUUGGGUUUGGGGAUCUGGUCAGCAGCCAACACAUGAGGUACGAGAACCAAAGCCUCUACAGGUUGGGUAAUUUUGUCUUCAUCCUCAUGGGGGUCUGUUGCAUUUACUCUUUAUUUAACGUCAUAUCCAUCAUUAUAAAGCAGAUUCUGAACUGGAUUUUAAAGAAGCUAGACUGCCGCUGCUGCCAUCGAAAAGUGUUCAGAUCUCGAAGGAACGUCGUGAUGCCUGGUAACUUCCGGAGCAGAAGGAAUGACUCCAUUGAGACAGACAUAAUCCAUGAGAGCGAGACUGACGGCCGCAGGAUGUCUGGUGAGAUGAUCUCAAUGAAGGACUUCUUAGCAGCUAACAAGGUGUCCCUGGCCAUCAUGCAGAAGCAGCUUUCAGAGACAGCCAAUGGUAAUCCAAGGCAAUCAGGCUCCAACUCUCGACACAAUGGCUUUUCAGACGGAGUAGGGGCCCUGGCAAUCAUGAACAACAGACUGGCAGAGACCAGUGUUGACAGGUGACAAAUGUGUAACAUAUGGAAAUUAGACAUGAAGUAUAAUCUCAAAUCUUUAUCCACAACAUUCUCUAAAUUAAUCCAAAGGCACCUCAUGGCUGGCCUUUUCUUAUUUAUUUGUUUGUUUUUUUCUUUAGCCUGAUGCACCAAAGCAAGUGCUGUCUUCUUGAAAGAUCCAGCUGGUUCCCUAUGAUUUUUCCAUGAUAAAUUUCAGAGAUUGAAUUAUAGCUUUAUAUAAUGGCAGCAUACAGAACAGACUUGAGGUCAGAAAAGGAUGAUAAACCAGAAUAUUAGUCUUUCUUCAUACAAUGUUUUCAUAAGCCAUACUCUUCCUAAUGGUACAAAAUUGCUCAAGGUACCCCACCUUCCCUCAUUUAUAAAUUAUAAACUAGUCUAGGGAGGAGAAGAACAGCACUUUGCUUUAUUAGAACUACUGGGUUGGGCCACCAUUUACUGUGAUUACAGACUUGACAAGAAGUAGCAGAGAUUCCACAAGGUGCUGGAAUAUGUCACAAGGGAUGUAAUCCAUUCUUUCAGUAAUGUUUCACUCUAUUGGUGUAGAGAGGUAGGCAAAGGAUGAUGAUGCACCAUUCGGGCUUAUCUCACACAUGCUCAAUUUGAUUGAGACCCGGGGUUUGUGGUGGCAAAGAAGAAGCCUGAAGUCUCUUUCAUGCUCCUCAAACCAUUGACACACAAUCCUGGCACAGUUGAAGGGUUCAUUAUUGUCUUGAAAGUAGCCAUUGCUAUCAGGGUAAAAAGUGGUCAGGCAGUGUAUGUCUCUUCUAGCUACAAAAAUAACAUUUUAGCCAAACAAUUUCCCCAAAGACAUCGGCCAUUAAAAUUUCAUUAUUACUGAAAACUACAACUAGCAAGAUAUACAGGUUGUGCAUAUGAGUAAAUGCUAGUGCUAGGCAGCUGCACUGUUCUGUAAGGCAUAAUUUCAUGGGAAGGCACAUAAACAGUGCGCACACUCUAUUCUGAGUGUACACAAUACUUCAAUACUUCAAAGACUACAUGUGAUAUCUGUGAUAUCUGUCCUGGAGUAAAAGGUGAAAUAACUGAUUAUAAGAAUGGUACAUAUAUAAGGUUAUUUAGUGGUACUGAAUCAAAUAAUUAGUAUAGGUUACAGGCCUAUACAUACAUUAUGUACACUAUGUAUUAUCAAUAACUUAUAAACCCUUGGUUAUGUUUGCAGUCCUGUGGCCUCCUUACUGCAAAACCAG
Messenger RNA from Polyodon spathula (Mississippi paddlefish), 2489 nucleotides. Its product is annotated as potassium channel subfamily K member 13-like. NCBI's taxonomy places the organism in Eukaryota, Metazoa, Chordata, Actinopteri, Acipenseriformes, Polyodontidae. Gene Ontology annotation, biological process: stabilization of membrane potential; potassium ion transmembrane transport. Bases 59 to 1273 code for a protein of 404 amino acids. The transcript is spliced from 2 exons. Gene Ontology annotation, molecular function: potassium ion leak channel activity. Gene Ontology annotation, cellular component: membrane. The record is from RefSeq and is a predicted model, not a curated record.